Molecule: messenger RNA, 330 nt
Organism: Symbiodinium sp. CCMP2592
Lineage: Eukaryota; Dinophyceae; Suessiales; Symbiodiniaceae
Source: the annotation of a GenBank genome assembly
AUGGCGGCUUCGGAUGUGGGGCCUGCCGUGGCUUCUGCUCGCUUCGGCGCUGUGCCUCCGUGCCUGAUCCCACGGAUUCGUGGCGGCAGAGCCGCCGCCCUGGCGGCGCGGCCCUUGCCGCCCAUCACGGCGGAGAUGCGGCGAGCGAUCGCCACUUUGAAGGAUGCAGGCGCCUCGCGGGAUGUGUUCUACGAUGUCGUGGAUCCUGAGCUGGCCAGUCGGGAAGAGCAGGUAGACUACUUCAAUGCUGCCGGGGCGAACAACAACGGUUGGCAGCUGGAGUCGCCAGGCCCGAAAUCGGGGCUCGGCUGUUGUCUUCCUUGCCGCUGA